GAAGUCGUCGCGCUACCUUUUUUCUGUGCCACAACAGUAGCUAGGUACGGAGCUAGCUAAAAAAUAAACCCAGAAAACUCUAGCUGUGGUCUUUCUUUAGGAAAGCUGCUUAGUAUAUUACUGUACAUACAGCGCCACGGAUAUAUAUUUAUAUCAUAUAAUGAUCUAGAAAAUGAUUUUAUAACCGAGGAAACCGAAUGCGGCAUCUGAGCAGUGCAGGCUAAUAACAUCGGCUAGCGUUAGCAUCAUUAGCAGGAAGAGGCCACACCGGCUCGCUUUAGCUUUGGUGAGGAUCAGGCGCACAGAUGGACGGAGAGGAGGAUUUUUCAGGGAAUCACUCAGAUGAUGGUAGUGGCACUCCAGUGCAGGACGAACACGCGAUGGCCUCCGACGCCGAAGACGAGAGAGCAGAAUCGCACCACUCUGAGGAUGAGGGCAGUGACAGAGAAGGUCCUGCCUCCAGUCCAGCAGCUCCUGCGGACGAUAGCGAAUCAGAACACGAGGACCGAACAGGGGGAGGCGCCAACAGCGGUGAUGACGACGACGAUGGUGGUGGUGGUGGUGGUGAUGAUGAUGAUGAUCAUGAAGGCUCCCCUCGUAAGCAAAGAGGAAGCAUGUCAGACACUGAGGAUCAGCACAAAGAGCAGGACAGCGAAUCAGAAAACGAGGAGCCGCAGAAGGGGCGGAGCCAUGAUUCAGACUCGGACGAAUCAGGCGGAGAGAAGGUGAAACAGAGGGACUCGGGCGGAGAGGAGCGCAGGAAAGAGGAUGGAGAGCGGAGGAAACAUGCGAUACAGUCUGACAGCGAGGAAGAGGAGGACAGGAAGCCUAAAGAUGAAGCAGGAAGUGAGCAGGAAGACGGGCGAGCUCGGCAGAUCCGCUCUGACAGUGACGACGAUGACGAGCAACCAGUGAAGAGGAAGAAAGUGAUUCUCUCCGACAGCGAGGACGAGGACGAGCCAAAAGCGGUGAAGAAGAGGAGAGCCAUGUCAGAUAGUGAGGAAGGCUCGGAGGCUCCUGAUAAGACGGUCGCCGCUAAACUCAGAGAGCUUGGCUCAGACAGCGAGGAUGAGGAGGAGAGCAGGACGAAGAUGGACACGGGGAAAAAAGAUGAGAAGACGCUGUUUGGCAGCGACAGUGACUCAGACAACGAUGUGGAAGAGAAAAUGAUAGCAGACAUAUUUGGAGAGUCAGGUGAUGAGAAUGAAGAGGAGUUUACGGGCUUUAACCAGGAGGAGUUGGAGGGCCAGAAGCAGCAGUCUCAGGCUGCAGGACAGAAGGCAGAGAUGGACGACUCUGACUCGGACGACGAUGUGGACAGAGGGAAAGAUAUGUCGUUCAUGUCUGAUUUUGAACUCAUGCUAGCGAAAAAGAAAGCUCAAAGCGGUAAGCGGAGACGGCAUCGAGACGGAGGAACCUUCAUCAGCGACGCCGACGAUGUCGUCAGUGCCAUGAUCACCAAGAUGAACGAAGCUGCUGAGGAGGAUCGGACACUGAACAGUCAGAAGAAGCCGGCUCUGAAAAAGCUGAUGCUCCUGCCCACCGUCGUCAUGCAUUUAAAAAAGCAGGAUCUGAAGGAGACGUUUAUAGACAGCGGUGUGAUGAUGGCGAUUAAAGAGUGGAUCAGUCCCCUUCCUGAUAAGAGUCUUCCGGCCUUGAAGAUCAGAGAGGAACUGCUGAAGAUCCUGCAGGAGUUACCCAGUGUGAGUCAGGAGACUCUGAAGAUGAGUGGAAUCGGCCGAGCUGUCAUGUUCCUCUACAAACACCCCAAAGAGUCGCGACCUAACAAAGACCUCGCUCUCAAACUCAUCAAUGAAUGGUCUCGGCCCAUCUUUGGCUUGUCGUCUAAUUAUAAAUGCAUGACGAGGGAGGAGAGGCAGCAGAGAGACCUCGAUCAGCAGAUUGCCCCCCGCCGGAGACUCAGCUCAGGAGGUCAGACUCCUCGCAGAGAUCUGGAGAAAGUGUUAACAGGAGAGGAGAAAGCGUUGCGGCCUGGUGACCCUGGGUUCUGCGCGAGGGCGCGUGUUCCGAUGCCCUCCAAUAAAGACUACGUGGUGCGACCCAAGUGGAACGUGGAGACGGAUUCAAACCGGGGUCCUGUAAGGAAGAGUUUAUCACGUGUAGAUAAACAGAUGCGACGCUUUGCUGAUAUCCGCCGCCUCACGAAGACGGGUCACGCGGUGAAGAUCAGCGUCGAAGGCAACCGCAUGCCUCUCUGAUUCCUCGUGCGCAUCACUUCCUGUAUGUUUUUGUUCGUCUGAUUUUUUUUCUGUGAUGGAGUACGUGUGGAGGUCGACACUGCUGUAGGAGGAGGAAAAGGAGGCGGUUGUAGCUACACGUCUGUAAUAUAGCUGUAAUAACGUGUGUAACGUGAGCCUACGAUGUUCAGGUGUAACUUUCAUAAUAAAGACUUUCCAAACCUUUUGCUUUUA
This is a messenger RNA of Ictalurus furcatus (blue catfish), 2432 nucleotides long. RefSeq names its product protein IWS1 homolog. The transcript is spliced from 16 exons. Gene Ontology annotation, cellular component: nucleus. NCBI's taxonomy places the organism in Eukaryota, Metazoa, Chordata, Actinopteri, Siluriformes, Ictaluridae. The coding region runs from base 306 to 2219 and encodes 637 amino acids. Gene Ontology annotation, biological process: poly(A)+ mRNA export from nucleus. The record is from RefSeq and is a predicted model, not a curated record.